UAGCCGGUGGCACCUGCCGUCUGGAGGGGAGGGACAGGUGCAGGUGGCACAGGCUGGAGUCUGGGCCUGCAGGUGCCGCAGCUCCCUGUUCUUGUGAGGUGACGAAGAUCCUUUUUCAGCCACAGUUGGAGGUCUCUUCCCCCUGCUUCCGCCGAUGUAUUUCUGAAUGUUCAACAGAUGAAUAUAAAAGGUUACAGUCAGAAAAGGCCAGUGUGCAGUGUGGCAGAUCCGGGCCCUGGGCUCUUCCUGGCACCCGGGACCCAACAAAACACCUGCGCUCGUUGCUUGCUUGCUUUUUUCUUCUUCUUCUUCUUAAUUUCUAAAAACUGCCAGAGUAACGCAACUUGGAAAAAUGUCAAACCAGGCAACAUCGUGUAGAGUGAAAAUCUAAGCUUCCCGCUUUUGAAGGUGUCCUGCGUGCAUGUGUCCCUCCAGGGCUCCAGCCGUGGGGCGCGGUGGCCCCCCGCGACCUGUCCCCGCUGCCCUCCUCAGGUAGACAUCCCUGAGGCCCCAAGAGCAGAGAGCCGGGAGCCCCUGACAGCUGGCCUCCUCCUGGGAUGCUCCUCUGCAGUGUCUGGCCGGAGCACAGGGCAAAGUUGUCUCAGGCCGGGAAAACUCUGGGCCACACCAGACAGAGGCCCUGGGGUUUCAAGCCGAGCUCCCCACCCCCCGGGUGCUCCUCCUGUCUCCGCCUGCCUCACCCCUUUCCUGGGCUCCGGGGCAUCCCAUCUCGGCGUCUGUGUGGGAAGCGCUUGACCCUCAGACUCAGGGGGUCCCAGCUGUGGCUGGGCCCUGCCUGUGGGAGCUUGACCCGCUGAGCAGGGUCUCCCUGGGAGCAGAGGGGGGGGUCAGAGAUGCAGCCAGGACGAGGGUGCGACUCGGGGGUUUCAACAGGUGUCUGGUGAGGAGGGCUGAGCGCGGGUGAGCGGGAUCCUGGGAGAAAGGCCCCGAGCAGAGAGGGCCCAGGGGGGGCCCGGGGCCCUUCUCCCUGCACUGAAGUGGGCCCUGAGCUGACGUGGUAGCCUGAGGCCACACCCAGGAAGUGGCAGAACGGGCUCUACCACCUGGGUCCCCCAUGUCCCACACGGGCACCCUGCCAGGCAGAGACGACAGCCCACAUCUGUGGCCACCCCCGCCGGAUGCCACCUCUCCCUAAUGUCCCACAGCAACGGCCCGACAGCUGACAUGGGCUCUGGCAUCCCUGAGUACAAAGGGGAGCACAGUGGCAUUUGCAUGUGCGCUGGGUGAGGGCCCUAGGAAAAUAGGCUGCCUCUGUUUGCAGACUCAGAGCCCCACACCCCCUCUUCAAACAAAGGCAGAUCCCAUUCCAGGAGCUGGGGGGGUGGGGAGGGGGAACUUGCCCCAGCCACUCUGCUUCCGGGCCCAUUUGCCAGGCGAGGGGAGGACAUGUGAGUGGCCAUCGCCCACCCCCACGCCGGGCAGGGUCCCUCCCAGUUCUCUGCCUAUGGAACUGGCUUGGACUCAGCUGCCCAGACCAGGCUUGUGCUGAAAAGCUGGCCAUGACCUCGGAGGCCUCUUCUGGAAGCCGCCGUCCCAGGAGUGGGAUGCUGCGGAGACAGUCCCCGGAGGAGGACAGUACCGUCCUGAUCGACGUGGCCCCCGAGGCCGAGAAGGGCCACACUUACGGGAGCACAGCCCCCACCUCAGAGCUGAGUGGACACCGGGAGGCCGCCGGCAGGGUGGGGAGCCCCUCCAAGCCCCGAGUAGACUUCGUCCUCGUUUGGGAGGAAGACCUGAGGCUGGGUCGGCAGCAGGGUGGCGCCGGCCGGGACGAGACAGACACGCGCGGUGCCUGGAGGGAGACCUUUCUGGAUAACCUCCGCGCCGCUGGGCUGCACGUGGACCAGCGUGCUAUCCAGGGUGAGAACGGAGCAGUGCAGUACGUCCUCCUCAGGGCCCCCUGGGCCGUGCUCUGCUACUACGCUGAGGACCUGCGUCUGAAGCUGCCCCUGCAGGAGCUGCCCAACCAGGCCUCCAACUGGUCGGCGGGCCUGCUGGCGUGGCUGGGGCUCCCCAACAUCCUGCUGGAGGACGUGCCCGACGUACCCCCUGAGUAUUACUCCUGCCCGUUCAAAGUGAGCAAGCUGUCAAGGUUCCUCGGGAGUGACGACCAAGAAAACUUCUUUACCAGCACCGAGCGGCACCAGAUUCUGUUUGCGAUCCUGGCCAAGACCCCAUAUGGCCACGAGAAGAAAGGCCUGUGCGGGAUCGACCAGCUGCUGGCGGAGGGUGUCUUUAGCGCGGCCUUCCCCCUGCAUGAUGGCCCGUUCAGGACACCCCCAGAGGGCCCUCAGGCCCCGGGCCUCACCCAAAGGCAGGUUCUGUUCCGGUACUGGGCUCGCUGGAGCCAGUGGAACAAGUACCAGCCUCUGGACCACGUGCGCAGAUACUUCGGGGAGAAGGUGGCCUUCUACUUCGCCUGGCUUGGGUUCUACACAGGCUGGCUCCUGCCGGCAGCGGCAGUGGGCACUCUGGUGUUCCUGGCGGGCUGUUUCCUGGUGUUCUCAGACAUACCCACGAGUUGUGUAGCAGCACCGAUCACUUUGAGAUGUGCCCGCUCUGCCUGGACUGCCCCUUCUGGCUGCUCUCCAGUGCCUGCACCCUGGUCCAGGGAGCACUCGGCGGGACGCAGGGGCCACGGGUCCCACGCGAGUCACAGCCGCGCCCGCCCGCGCCCGCAGGCCGGCCGGCUCUUCGACCACGGCGGCACCGUGUUCUUCAGCGUGUUCAUGGCGCUGUGGGCCGUGCUGCUGCUGGAGUACUGGAAGCGCCAGAGCGCCACGCUGGCCUACCGCUGGGGCUGCUCGGACUACGAGGACAUCGAGGAGAGGCCACGGCCCCAGUUCGCCGCCUCGGCCCCCACGACGGCCCCGAACCCCGUCACCGGGGAGGACGAGCCCUACUUCCCGGAGAGGAGCCGCGUACGCCGCGUGCUGGCCGGCUCCACGGUGGUCGUGAUGAUGGUGGCCGUGGUGGUCGUGUGCCUUGUGUCCAUCAUCCUGUACCGGGCCAUCACGGCCACCCUCGUGUCCAGGUCGAACAACACCCUCCUCGCAGCCUGGGCCUCGCGCGUCGCCAGCUUCACGGGGUCGGUGGUGAACCUGGUCUUCAUCCUCGUCCUCUCCAAGAUCUACGUGGCCCUGGCGCACAUCCUGACGAGAUGGGAAAUGCACCGCACGCAGACCAAGUUCGAGGACGCCUUCACCCUCAAGGUGUUCAUCUUCCAGUUUGUCAACUUCUACGCCUCCCCCAUCUACAUCGCCUUCUUCAAGGGCAGGUUUGUGGGAUACCCGGGCAACUAUCACACCUUAUUCGGGGUCCGCAACGAGGAGUGUGCGGCCGGAGGCUGCCUCAUCGAGCUGGCACAGGAGCUCCUGGUCAUCAUGGUGGGCAAGCAGAUCAUCAACAACGUGCAGGAGAUUCUCGUCCCGAAGCUACAGCGCUGGUGGCAGAAGUUCCGGCUGUGCUCCAAGAAGAGGAAGGCGGGGGUUUCUGAGGCGGUUGGCCAGGCACCUUGGGAGGCCAACUAUGAGCUUCUGCCCUGUGAGGGUCUGUUCGACGAGUACCUCGAAAUGGUGCUGCAGUUCGGCUUCGUCACCAUCUUCGUGGCCGCGUGUCCGCUCGCGCCGCUCUUCGCGCUGCUCAACAACUGGGUGGAGAUCCGCCUGGACGCGCGCAAGUUCGUCUGCGAGCACCGGCGCCCGGUGGCCGAGCGCGCGCAGGACAUCGGCAUCUGGUCCCACAUCCUGGCUGGCAUCGCGCACCUGGCGGUCGUCAGCAACGCCUUCCUGCUGGCCUUCUCGUCCGACUUCCUGCCGCGCGCCUACUACCGGUGGACCCGCGCCCCCGACCUGCGCGGCUUCGUCAACUUCACGCUGGCGCGCGCGCCGCCCGCCUUCGCCUCCGCGCACAACCGCACUUGCAGGUAUCAGGCUUUCAGGGAAGAUGAUGGGCAGUAUUCUCCAACAUACUGGAAUCUUCUGGCCAUCCGCCUGGCCUUCGUCAUAGUGUUUGAGCUCAGCUCACACCUGGGGAGCAGGUGCGCACCCCUGGCCCCAUUAAGGCCACUGCAGGCGUCUGUCUUACCGAGGGGUGGGCGCCCUCCCACUGCUCGUACUAUGUCCUGCCCCCAGCACGUGGUGUUCUCCAUCGGCCGGAUCCUCGACCUCCUGGUACCCGACAUUCCUGAGUCCGUGGAGGUCAAGGUGAAGCGAGAGUACUACGCCGCCAAGCAGGCGCUGGCUGAGAAUGAGGCUCUCUCUGGAACAAACGGAGCAAAGGACAACUACUCCCAGAGCUCAGAGAGGAGUUUGGGCCCACAGCCUACAUUGCCAGGAGGUGGCCAGGCCUCACGAGUCCCUUCUCUCUGAGGUCACGGGGGUCACCCCAAGCCGGCAGUCCCACCUGGAGGUGAGGGACUCUGCUGCCCUGAAGAUGUCAAAGGCUCACUGCCCUCAGAGGCCACAGCCUACCUUCUGCCCCUUCUUGGCCCAGAGCUGUGGUGCCCUCGGUGACCCUGGGCCUCUGCUCAUGAGCCCUAGCCCCUCAGGUGCCGGCUGCCGCCCCCCAACGCCCUGCCCGCAGCAGCACCUGGAGCUUCCCUGCCACCUCCCUCCCAGCCCCCAGGGCAGGUGGCCCCGCACCAGAGAUGCUGGCCCCGACACUGUGGCUCAGGGCCCUCCCCACCCCCAGCUCUCUGCACGCGGGGCACAGCUCUAUCUCCCAUGUGCCACCGGGAGAGUCGCACUGGAGACUAGAACCAUCUAUGGGUCUCUAGUUACCACUCAAAAGCAUGUUGAAGACACCCCUGGUUCCACAGGACCGAGAACCGGCAUGCCGCGUGAUAAAACGAGUUCUAGCACA
Acinonyx jubatus (cheetah) is the source of this 4884-nucleotide messenger RNA. It is a transcript of the gene ANO7, whose product is annotated as anoctamin 7. The record is from RefSeq and is a predicted model, not a curated record. NCBI's taxonomy places the organism in Eukaryota, Metazoa, Chordata, Mammalia, Carnivora, Felidae. Gene Ontology annotation, cellular component: plasma membrane. The transcript has 24 exons. Gene Ontology annotation, biological process: chloride transmembrane transport; calcium activated phospholipid scrambling. Gene Ontology annotation, molecular function: protein dimerization activity; chloride channel activity. Bases 1521 to 4391 code for a protein of 956 amino acids.